This is a messenger RNA of Gasterosteus aculeatus aculeatus (three-spined stickleback), 1613 nucleotides long. Lineage: Eukaryota; Metazoa; Chordata; Actinopteri; Perciformes; Gasterosteidae. The record is from RefSeq and is a predicted model, not a curated record.
CCGCUGAUAGCCGCUGCAGGGACGCGCUCGUGCAAGUGAGACACCGCAAACCCCAAAGACACCGCAGAAAUGUCCGCGUGUGAGUUUGAAUCGCUGGAGAGGACUCUGGAGUCCCACCUUCCAGAGACCGAGCUGUCGGAGGUGAAGCGCAUCCUGUUCGGGAAGGAGACGCAGAAGUUGGACCUCCCGACAUGUGCCGUGAACGCCGCCACCGAGCGGGACUUCGAGCUGAAGGGUUACAGGUUCGAAGCCGCCCCGGAACAGCUGAGGCCGCCCAGAAGGGUCCGCGUCGGGCUCAUUCAGAACCGCAUCGUCCUGCCCACCGACGCCCCCAUCCGGGACCAGAUCGACGCCAUGCACAGCCGCGUGGGUGAGAUGGUCGAGGUGGCCGCCAUGUGCGGCGUGAACGUCGUCUGCUUUCAGGAGACCUGGACCAUGCCCUUCGCCUUCUGCACCCGAGAGAAAGAGCCGUGGACGGAGUUCGCCGAGUCUGCCGAAGAAGGAGGCACCACGCGCUUCUGCCAAGAGCUGGCCAAGAAGUACAACGUGGUCGUGGUCUCUCCGAUUCUGGAGCGAGAGGGGCUGCGCGGCACUCUGUGGAACACCGCCGUGGUGAUCUCCAACUCGGGAAGCGUGCUGGGAAAGAGCCGGAAGAACCACAUUCCCAGGAUCGGAGACUUUAACGAGGUCAGUGGGAGAGUUCCCGCGGGUGCACCGGUGUGGAAUGAGGAACGACCGCAAACGCCCGGCUGUGUUUUCUUUUUUCACGGCCAGUCCACGUAUUAUAUGGAGGGCGACACCGGCCACGCAGUCUUCCAGACGCAGUUUGGGAACAUCGCUGUGAAUAUCUGCUACGGGCGCCAUCACCCUCUCAACUGGUUCAUGUAUAGUAUGAAUGGAGCGGAGAUCAUCUUCAACCCCUCAGCGACUGUGGGAGCUCUCAGUGAGCCCAUGUGGUCCAUCGAGGCCAGGAACGCAGCGAUCGCCAACCACUGCUUCACUUGUGCAAUCAACCGCGUUGGGACGGAACAUUUCAAAAGCGAAUUCACAUCGGGUGACGGAAAAGAAGCUCACCAUGAUUUCGGACACUUCUAUGGAUCCAGUUACGUGGCGGCUCCUGAUGGGAGUCGCAGCCCGGGUCUCUCCAGGACCCGCGACGGGCUGCUGGUUGUUGAGAUGGAUCUCAACCUGAACAGACAGAUCAGUGACAAAUGGAGUUUUAAGAUGACCGGGCGGUAUUCCGAGUACGCAAAGGAACUCGCCAAGACUGUGCAACAUGAUUUCAAACCCAACAUUGUAAAAGAGUAGAUGAUUUUCCAUUUAAAAUGGAGCUAACCGUUGUGCCUUCCUUUUUAAAGAGAAGUGGCUGUGUCAAACAGAACUGCCAUAAAGUUAUUAUAUAUUAAGAAAAUCAAUUAGUUCAUAGUUUCAUAAUUCAUUUUUACAACCUGGGACAUGUCAAACUGCAAACAUGACAAAAUGUUGACAAAACUUAUAAUUGAGGAACAAUUCUGUGUCUACUUGAACUCAAAUUACAGCAGGUUUAAUAACAAACUGAGCACAUGUUCAAAUCCUUCUUUAUUUACAACAUAAUAAAUGCAGCUCUGAUUAAA